Lentinula edodes (shiitake mushroom) is the source of this 1181-nucleotide messenger RNA. RefSeq lists its product as uncharacterized. NCBI's taxonomy places the organism in Eukaryota, Fungi, Basidiomycota, Agaricomycetes, Agaricales, Omphalotaceae. Bases 318 to 1055 code for a protein of 245 amino acids. The record is from RefSeq and is a predicted model, not a curated record. The transcript has 7 exons.
UCCCGCACGUUACACUCCUACCUCAUAUGGGUACGGAAACUCGGGAUACACAACACAAGAUGGAGGUUAGAGCGUUGAAAAAUAUUCAAGAUUUUCUGAAAAAUGGUAGGGGAAUCGAUGUCAUUCCCGAAAUGAAAAAUAUGUAGCCUAGCAAUAUAAAGUUUAUCCAUAACUUGUUGCCCAGUGCCACGGGGUAUCGAACUCUAUCGAAUCAUCGAGAGAAGGUGAUUGGCACGAGGAUGCCUUGAGGCUAUAUAUGUGUGUAUGCACAAUGCUGUAGCAGUUUACCUUCACUCUUUACUAUCAAGGAUUUCUCGAUGGCCUCAUCCUCGACGUCCACAAAUGGCGCUGCCACCCCCCGACCGAUACAAAGGUCUGCUGACUCGGAGAACGGAGAUUCUACCCAGGCACUUAACUCGUUAAGCAGCACGCUUUCGAAGCUAGAAAUGGAUUUUCUUGCUUUGAAUUCCAGCCAACCUCAUGAGAGAAAUAACUUGCAACAAACAUCGGAGGAAGCACUCAAUGGAAAAACUCGUCAGCUCCAAGCCGAGGUCAUACAAUAUAAGGCAGCACACGAAGGGGAAAUCAACGAAAUCAAAUCGCGCAUUCGAGAAGUGUACCCUAAUGAGGUCGUACAGCAGUUGAGCCCUGGAAUUCGAGACCACAUCAAGGCGGAGGUUCAAGCCCUCACCAAAGAUGAAUUGAAGACUCAGUUUCCCAAACUAAUGCCAGUUUCCUUGAAACAACAGUUGGACGACACCAAUAAACAGUUGCGGAAGACAAAAAAUGCAUAUGAAAAUUCGGAAGCACGUAGCUUCAAUUCCUCGAUUGAUAUUGUAGAUGCUGUCACUCGGAACGAGCAGCUCAAGCUUGUAUUGAGACCAGACGGGGAAAAAAGUAGCUUAUGGCCAGCGGACCUAAAUUCUCUGUUUGCAUAUGACCCUGAGAAUGUCAAGAAAUUACUAAGGGACUAUGAGCUGCCGAUCGACAAGGCACACGAUGCCAAUAUUAACUGCUUCUUGGGCUACAUCGGUGUGAAACAGCAGUUGGUCUGACUCGCCAAGCAUACAUACAACAAAAUCGUACAUUAAAGAUAUUGUUCCGGUUUCGACGAUUGCUACAACACACUCAGUUAUUCACAUGGUGCAAAGUUGGCGCAUGGCACGGCUUCUUGCACCGUG